GCUUCCAAGCUCAAUACAGAUUUCUAGAGAAAUAUUUACUCAGAGAAGUUUUAUCAUUCUGGUUUACGACGUCAAUGGAUGCAUUAUCGGAGUUUGUUUUCGCGCCGCCGCCUUCACUGUUCUUGAACGUGGUGACGGUGGUGAUCCCGGUGGUGGUGGCGAUGUUAGGACUUUCCGAAGCGAGGGGAAGGCAUUUGCAGUAUUCGAAGUUCUGGAAUGCGAACAGUGCUCCGAAAUCGUUGGAGAAGUUCAAGCUGCCGUCCUGGUUAGGGAUGCUAUUGGCUUAUACUCCGGCGUUAUUGGCUGGCGUUUUGUCGUUGUGGUUCUUUCCGAAUGAGGAUCGGAGGACGCUUCUGCUGAAGUCCGCACUCACCUUGCAUUUCUUGAAGAGAGACCUUGAGGUACUGUUUGUUCACAAAUACAGCAGCAAAAUGGUAUUUGACACAGCAAUUAUAAUCUCCUCCAGCUACUUCUCCUCUACAGCACUCAUGAUCUACACUCAACACCUAUCAAAAGCGCUUCCUGAACCAUCCAUUGAUCUGAAAAACAUUGGACUUGCUUUGUUUCUAAUAGGCAUCAUUGGGAACUUCUACCACCACUUUCUCUUGUCCAAAACCAGAAAACAAGGAGAAACUGGCUACAGAAUUCCCCAAGGAGGUCUCUUCAACACUGUGAUCUGCCCUCACUAUCUGUUUGAAAUCAUCGAGUACUUUGGAUUUGCUUUCAUCUCUCAGACAUUCUUCUCGCUCAGCUUUGCCUUUGGUACUGCUUUCUAUUUGGCUGGGAGGAGCUCUGCCACUAAGAGAUGGUAUGCCUCCAAAUUUGAGGACUUCCCCAACCAUAUCAAAGCCCUUCUCCCCUUCGUAUUUUAGCCUUUCAAAUAGUUGUGUAUCGUAUUUUAAUUUUCUUUUUUAUGAGUGUAAUGUUUUAACAGAUGAAUUAUGUUUAAAUUUACGAUA
Messenger RNA from Cucurbita maxima (winter squash), 959 nucleotides. RefSeq names its product 3-oxo-5-alpha-steroid 4-dehydrogenase 1-like. Gene Ontology annotation, molecular function: oxidoreductase activity, acting on the CH-CH group of donors. The record is from RefSeq and is a predicted model, not a curated record. The transcript has 2 exons. Lineage: Eukaryota; Viridiplantae; Streptophyta; Magnoliopsida; Cucurbitales; Cucurbitaceae. Gene Ontology annotation, biological process: lipid metabolic process. Bases 75 to 872 code for a protein of 265 amino acids.